CAGUACGUCAAGAACACGUAUGUAUAUACCUUAGUUGUAUGCUUAUAAAUUAAUGUUACUCAGUUUCUUCGACUGGAUUUCCGAAUUGUGGCCGGCCUAACCAUCGGUAGACACAAAAGUUUAUCAAUCUCUCUAGUAAACGAUGAAAACUAUUUACUUGAUGCUGUUUAGUUUCUUCCUGUUGAUCCAUCAUGGAUAUGAAGGCAAAGGCAACUUCGUCGCGGCAUCAAGAUUUUUAAUGUUUGAUCAAGACUACUUUUCAUCUGUGAUGACUAGUUUUGAUGCGCCGCCGACAGCUUCUGUGGUUGAUGAGAAUCAUCAGUAUUCCAUACCUUCAAAAGCAGAAGUGGUAGUACUAGUUGAGGAGAAAACCAAGAAAGCUCCCCAAACUCCAAAGGGUAAUACCCCUGUUCGUGUCAAGGGCAGCCCACCACCUCCUAUGCAGCCUUAAUUAUCCGCCUUUUCCAACGCCACCAUGACGGAUUCCGCCCCCACCCGCCUGUCAUGUGAUUGCCUGUCUGAAGUAUGUUUGAUUGAUCGGUAGGUUGAGUUUUUGUCCGUGUGUGUGUGUGUGUGUGUGUGGGAGAGAUACGGUAAAAUCAAAUGUUAACUGAUUAUUUGUAGAUGGGGUGUUAUUAUUAUAAUUAUUUUUUUUGAAAAGGUGAUGGGGUGUUAGUGAAUUUUACAAUAUAUUUACUUCUCUUACUUAAAUCAUACCAAGCCUUCAUUUCUACCGUAGUAGUUUAAUUUUAUUACGUAUUAAUGCAGUAGUUUAAUGCACUCGUUAGCACCUUCUGGUGUCUGCAAAGGUUUGAUGUACCACCACCAUUAGGUGUUAAGUCAUGGUUGCAACAUGAUGUAAUAGGGGUUGUCCGAGAAUAUAAGAAUCUAGGUUUUUGCCUUCUAUUUCGCACC
Molecule: messenger RNA, 915 nt
Organism: Oldenlandia corymbosa var. corymbosa
Lineage: Eukaryota; Viridiplantae; Streptophyta; Magnoliopsida; Gentianales; Rubiaceae
Source: the annotation of a GenBank genome assembly